Colius striatus (speckled mousebird) is the source of this 924-nucleotide messenger RNA. It is a transcript of the gene SIGLEC15, whose product is annotated as sialic acid binding Ig like lectin 15. The transcript is spliced from 5 exons. The coding region runs from base 1 to 924 and encodes 307 amino acids. Gene Ontology annotation, cellular component: plasma membrane. The record is from RefSeq and is a predicted model, not a curated record. NCBI's taxonomy places the organism in Eukaryota, Metazoa, Chordata, Aves, Coliiformes, Coliidae. Gene Ontology annotation, biological process: regulation of osteoclast development; regulation of actin cytoskeleton organization; regulation of bone resorption.
AUGAGAGAGUUUGGCUUGUUCCUUCUGUGCCUCCUUCAUGUCUCCAGGAAGGGUGUGCAGUCCAACGGCUGGUCCGUUCAUGUCCCAUCUGAUGUUACUGGUGAACUCGGGAAGAUGGUUAUCCUGCCCUGCACCUUCACACACCCCUACAAAACAUUUGACCGGACCCUCACUGCCAUUUGGAGGAUCAAAGAGCCCUACAACGGGACAGUAGUUUUCAAGUGCAUUAGUCAGAGCACCAGCGAGCUCUGUAAGACUGCCAUCAGCUACAAAAACAAAUACAAACUGCUCGGCAACCCCCGGCACAAGGACCUUUCCAUCAGGAUUGACAACCUGACGUGGAGCGACAGCGAGAGGUACUUCUGCCGGGUGGAGUUGGCUGGAGACAUCCAUGACAAGUAUGAGAGCAGGAAAGGGAUAAAGCUGCAUUUGAUUGCUGCCCCCCGGAUCAUCAACAUCACGGUCAGCUCCAACGGGGACCGCAGCUUCCAGGCCCGCUGCACAGCCGAGGGCGAGCCCGCGCCCACCCUCACCUGGAGCGGCCCGCCCCAUGCCAACCUCUCCUCCAGCAGCACCACCAGCCACCGCGUCACCAAGGAGCUCCGCUCCCUCACGCACGACGGCAAGUACACCUGCACUGCCGUCAACACCCACGGCCGAGCCGAGGGGGCCGUCUACUUCUAUAAGUUCAAAGAGUCUGACGGCUCCUUCUUCCUGAUCCUGAUCUUUGUGCCGCUGGGAGUUAAAGUGCUCGUUUUGCUGGUGAUCCUGAGCGUCGCUGUUUUCUCGAGGGGAGAUCCCUCCUCUGCUCCAUCCAGCCUGGCACGGCCACAGCUGCAAGAUUCCACCUAUGAGAACUUUGACCGUAGACACGGUGGUGACCAGACUUUGCCAACAGAAACAAGAGCUUCAAGACGCAGCUGA